Messenger RNA from Exophiala dermatitidis NIH/UT8656, 2139 nucleotides. RefSeq names its product 3-hydroxyisobutyrate dehydrogenase. The record is from RefSeq and is a predicted model, not a curated record. Gene Ontology annotation, biological process: L-valine catabolic process. Gene Ontology annotation, molecular function: NADP binding; 3-hydroxyisobutyrate dehydrogenase activity; NAD binding. Lineage: Eukaryota; Fungi; Ascomycota; Eurotiomycetes; Chaetothyriales; Herpotrichiellaceae. Gene Ontology annotation, cellular component: mitochondrion. The transcript is spliced from 4 exons. The coding region runs from base 966 to 1973 and encodes 335 amino acids.
GCAGUAGGCAGAGACCCGACACGAGAGAUGGUAGAUACCGCUCAGCCAUGCUAGACGAGAGCAUCUGCGCACUGAUGAGGUUCACUCCUCAAUCAUCAUGACCUACCGAAACUCACACAUCUUUGAGCAUUUCCUUUGGCAGGAGAGGUGCAGUGACGAAGAGGACAUUGGCCUUGACAUGAGGGCACUUGUCGGCGACAUAACUUUGUCUUAAAAGCCAGCGGUGUAGUCAACCCACUACCAGCCAUUUCAGCCGCACAUGUACAUUGUGCUUUUCAAGUUCGUAGAUUGAUGCAAGACGAAGGAAGAACGAAAAAAUGCUGACUAAUCUUCCUCAUCCGAGUCACGUGCAACAAUCACGACAACUUGAACCACAAUGCAAGAGACAAAGAUGCCGCCUGCAAUAACGAUGCACAGCUCCCAUGCUAGACAAAGCCGAUGCUCUGUUCCACGCCGACAGAGAUUUCUAGUGCGGACCAUAAAGAAAGACAAUAUUACAGGAAUCAUGAAAUGACAUAGUGGAGUAUCUCGACUUCAUCCCUCAUUUCUCCAAAUGAUGAGUUGCUUUCACCCACCCACUGCAUUUACCCCAACUUGAAUCUCAAUGCCGUUCCGAUGCCACCACAGUUUGCGUCAGGAACUGAAUGAUGGGGUGGGAAACUCAUUUCUCGAAUCUGUUUCGGAAGGCGUUCGUAGCGUUCCAGAAAACCGAGCUGGAUCUUUUUUCGUAUAUUCUGCAUCGCUGACCACACUAGCUUGGUCCUCACAAGACUGGCCCACUGGCUGACGACCGAUUCUUCUAAUGUUCACCAGAAUCACUGAUCCCUUUUAAGCAUACAGUAUACUUCUGUACAGCCGAUCAAUACCACCUACGACGCGAAGGGGCACAAGGCACGGCGAUUGUCAUCUCACCACCUAAAAGGCAACGCAGCCUAAACUCCUGCCGCAGGGUCAGUUCUGUCGAUAUGGAUUUAUCAAAAGUCUCGGGGAUUGGCUUCAUCGGUCUAGGGGCCAUGGGCCUCCCCAUGGCCGGUCACCUCGCAGCCAAACUGCCUGAAGAUAUUCAACUGUUUGUGUACGACAUCAAUCAAGCCAGCGUGGACCAAUUACACAAAGACUAUCCAAAGAGAGUGGUCGAAUGCUCGAGCGCAAGGGAUGUCGCAGACAAGUCGGACAUCAUCAUCACGAUGCUUCCCGAAGGCAAACACGUGCGUUCGGUAUACAUGGGCGACGGCGACAGCGAAGCCGACUCGAAAUCAAUAUGCGCAAGCGACGUCACAGGCAAACUGCUGCUCGACUGCUCGACCAUCGACACGGCCAGCAGCCUAGCGGUGAAAGACUACAUCCGCAACAAAUUCCCAGCCAGCACAUCCUUCUACGACGCGCCCGUCAGCGGCGGCGUGGUGGGCGCCCAAAAGGGCACGAUUGCAUUCUUUCUAGGCUGUGACGGCAGUGACCCCAACCUGCCGUUUCUGACGGAACUGCUGAAGCUCAUGGGCAAAGAUGUGAUUCCCUGUGGUGGGCCUUCAAAAGGACUGGCGGCGAAACUGUCCAACAACUACUUAUCCGGCAUCAUUGCCAUUGCUGUAUCGGAGGCAAUGGACAUGGGAAUGAGAUCUGGGUUGGACCCGCGGGUCCUGGCUAAAGUGUAUGCGGCGGGCACGGCGCAAAACACCAUCUGCGACAGAUUCUGUCCCGUCCCCGGCGUGUAUCCGGAAGCACCGUCCUCUAAGGGCUAUACCAAUGGGUUCAGGGUGCAGUUGAUGCGUAAGGAUUUCUCGCUGGCGCUGGAAAUGGCGAAUCGGGUUGGUGCGAAGAAUGUCCUGGGCGAGGCGGGCUUGGCCACUUACGACGGUGCCAGCAAUGAUCCCCGGUGUCGAGAUCUGGACUCUCGGGUUGUGUUUCGGUAUCUGGGCGGGAAUGAGGAUUGGCAGAAGGAUGCGGAUGAUGCGACGGCGAAUACACAGACGUGAGGAGACAAACAGAGAUGAACGAGUACAGUAUAUAUACGGGGGAUUGGCUAUCGAUGAGUACCACAAUCAUCCCACCAUAUACUAUAUAAUAUAUAUACUCUUUGCGCGCUGCUGGGUGUCUACCUUUUGGUGAAGGACAGCCGAUUGCGUAAGGUAUUCCAACUCG